Messenger RNA from Trichoderma gamsii, 849 nucleotides. RefSeq lists its product as hypothetical. NCBI's taxonomy places the organism in Eukaryota, Fungi, Ascomycota, Sordariomycetes, Hypocreales, Hypocreaceae. Bases 1 to 849 code for a protein of 282 amino acids. The transcript has 4 exons. The record is from RefSeq and is a predicted model, not a curated record.
AUGCGCGCAACGAGGCAGCGCAGUGCUGUUAUUAGCAAAGUGGAAAACAAGCCACCUUGGAGUAAAUGGUACCAACCUGGAUUAGAGGACGAUGCUGUCAUUUACGCCAGAGCCCUGCAGAAGUGCAAAGACAUUAACGAACAGCUAGUUGCGCAGCCUUGGUGGGACAGCGACAGCCAGUCACGACUGGUUGCAACCAAGGUCCUCGAGAGUGCUCCGAUACGGGUCAAGGAGCCAAGACAGUACGAUGCAGCUUGGGUGGAAAACCUUAUCACCAAGGAGAGCGAGAAGAUCAAAAACAAGCAGGUGUCUAAGCCGGAGCUGCUACAGAGAAUCGACGCUUCGGCGCAUGCCCUCAUCAAGGUUGCAACGCAAAUCAAGCCAAUUGUUGACAUAUUUAUUCCGCAGAGUCCUGAAUACUCCAUUCCUUAUGCUUGCCUCUGGAUUAUCUUCAAAGGCAUUUCUGACAGAAAAGAGAAAAUUGACUCGGUCCAAGGCCUUAUUGCCUCCUUGUCGCAGGAUAUUCCCAUCCUGGAAGUUUACAAAGACAUGUUUCCAACAAACGAAAUGAAACAAGCACUUACCGAGUUUUACAUACACACGCUAGACUUACUAUGGAGGCUUUCGAUGUACUAUUCUCACAACUAUUUCAAGCAACUCGCAGACGCUAUGCUUGCACGCGCCAAAUACAACUUCUCCACAUAUCUCGAGAAUGUCAAGAAAGUAGCAGCAAGGCUCAAAACACUAUGCGAAGCGGGGCAUAUUGCAGAGCAGAAACAUAUUGCUGAGAGCAUUGCGCAUCUGAAUUCAGGCAGGCAAUCCUCCCUUUUAGACUCUACAGCAAUCUGA